Vitrella brassicaformis is the source of this 4273-nucleotide messenger RNA. The record is from the annotation of a GenBank genome assembly. NCBI's taxonomy places the organism in Eukaryota, Vitrellaceae.
CCGUCCCCACCCGCCCCGCAGUAUGGAUGAGACGCAGCAAAGCCAACUCCCACACGCGUACCACCACCUGCAGCAGCAGCAGCAUCAGCAGCAGAGACCCCCGCCCCCCCAAUACAGUCCGCCUCCCGCACCAUCUCGUCUGCCAAAGCCGAAGGCGGUCUUCCCCACCGGGCGACCAGCGGCUGGUCCAAACAUCCUGGCGCAGCAACAGAUGGAUCAGAUCUACAACCACCGCCAGCAGCACCAGCACCAGUCUGCUAUGGCCAUGCCGGUCGCGCAGCAGCAGCAGCAGGGUCCUGACAACAGCAGCUAUGGCCAGCAAGGGGGCUUCCCCCCUCUCUCUCCGGCGGCGCCCGUGUCUGAAGACUACCAUGGUGCCAACUUCAAUCACUGGAUGCAGCCGCAGCCGCACUCACCCUCUUCGCAGCUGUCCGCGGACGCCCCGCCGUCCGUUCCCCAGUCCAUGUCACUCGAUGACCCCUACCAGCACCCCCAGCCAACAGAGCAACCUGAUGCACCUGACGGCUCGCCCAACUCAGUCAUAGCGCCCCUGCCGGUGCCGGUGGAGAGUGGUGGAGGUGCUUUCGAUCCGCUGGUAGAGCCCUCCCCGACGGCUUCUUCUUCCAUGGUGCCGUCUCCCGGCAAGAUGUUCAGCGACUCUGAAGACUCGCCGAUGAAGCGAGAGCCCGACGAUGACGAUUGGUUGUCGGCAGAGGGAGAGGGGGAGGGUGAGGGGGAGGGGGAUGUCGACGUCGAUGGGGAGGAGCAGCGGCAGCAGCAGCGGCUUCCGGCAGACCGGAUGGACCAAUGCACCACUGGAGGGCCACGCCCCGGUCGUGGGCUCGGCAGAGGGCUGCUGGAGACCUACCGUCCGUUCAGAGAGCCGUCCAUCCCCUUGGACUCUUCUCGUGCCCACAACAACGACGGUUCAGGGCCCAGGGCUUGUCUGGUCAAGGUGUCCGGGCCGGACCCGACGAGGGAGUGGACUGCUGCCAUGCAGGCUGGGGAGGUGCUUGAUGUCGAUGGAGAGGAGGACUGGGGCUCGCCGGGGCCCAGACACCGUUUCCCUGUGGCGGCUGCUGCUUCUGACAUGCGCGACAACAAUGACGACCCGCGCCCAGGUGAGAGCUCACACACACACACAGAAGGGAAGGAAAGACGCACUUUGAUGACACAACUGGACGGGAUGCCUUUGUCUCUCCCUCUGUGUCUGUCGGUGUCAGUAGAUGCUGAUGUCGAUCGCGAUGGCGGCCAUGGUGGUGAUGCCGACGGGAUGAGCUCGGUGGGAGGCGCUGAUGUGGAGAGCAGCGACAGACAGACGGGGGGGCGAGGGAGAGGGAGCGGCGCCGGCCACACAAACACUCGUACCAGUAUCUUCCCACCCAGCAUCCCUGGUAGACACACACACACACACAUACCCCACAAGAAAUCACACAAGAGGGCACUAAGGCCACACGUGUGUGUGCCUGUCGUGUGUGUCAGGUUCCGACGACGAUUAUGCACCCAACGAUCUCCCAUCACGCCCAUUCCGCGGCGACGAGCCCCUCGAUCAACUACCGACGAAGCCCAAGCGGAAGCCCAUCGAGCCACCCGGCCAGGAACAACAAGACAGCCCGCCACUCGCACCUCAUCGUCGACGUGACCGCUCCCCAGAGCGUCACCCUGACGACCGCCACUAUCAAGGAGACCGUCGAGUCGACCGGCCGCAGAGAGGCGGCGGUGCUCGUGGGGAGAGGGGAGGAGAUUGGCACGAGGAUGGCUUCCGUCCAGGUAUAUAUGUGCGAAACUCACGGCAGGCCGAAUGAAACCUACCAAACCUAUCACCACCUCACACGUGUACGUCUCGAUGUGUGUGAUGCAUCAAUCAUGUCAGGUCUCUCUAUUGACCGUUCCCCCUUCGAACCUGUCGAUCGCCCUGACCAUCAGCACAGACCUCCUCCUCUCCUCCGGCACGACUCGCCCGAUUCGUCCGAUGAACGAGACCGAGACCACCGCAUCGAACGGCGCCCCGAUCGCCCCGUCUACCCCGACCAACGAGACCGGUCCAGCGAUCGUCCGGGUGCAAGGGGCGACUCCGAUGACAGCGAUAGCUCACCUGUCCGUCCGCCCUCACGCCGCCAUCGGGAGGGCAGUGAGAGAGGCUCACUUGCGCCGGUCGAGACUCGGGAUCGGAGGCAGGACAGGCGGCGUCUUGGCGAGCCGGGAGAGCGCAGCAUAUCCCUCGGUGACCUGCUGCGUGACGUGUGCGAGGGGUACGAGAGAUUCUGUCGCCAGGGAUGGGGACUGAGGGACCUGCAAUUCUGGCAGAAAUGGGCGGUGAAGAUUGCGGUCAAGAUCGAGAGGGAGGAGCAGCGGGCCCCUCGUCAUGAAGCGGAGCAGCUGCGCGGCAACAUCGACAAGUUCCUGCUUCAUCUGCGGGUAGGCAGUGCAGUGCAUGCCCCACGGACAUGUAUCGCAUCUCCUUUAUGUUCUCCUGUCGUCCCUCCCUCCACAGCACAUGAGGACCUCUUUGCACCGGCGGAUCCAAGACCUGAUGCAGCGUCAGCAGCCUGUCGAGUACGGCCGACUGGGGCGCCCACUGUCGCCACACGAGCUGGUAUGCCCCCAGAGCCAAACCAGGCAGCCCACCACGAACACACAUGCACACACAGGGCCCACAUAUCCCAUUUCUGCUGCUGCUGCUGUGUCCGUUGUGGUGUAUCUACGUCAUCAGGGGGAUCGCCACCUCGUCGACUAUCGUUCCGGCAGGGAGCCCCGCGACGUCUCUCGUCGGCGAAUGGCCCGAAACAGGACCACGACAGAACGUCCCCCCUCUCCUCACUCGUCAGACAGCUCCCCACCUGUCAGCCCACUGCCCGCCCAUCGUAUUCCUCGCCGCCAAGAGGGUCGCAACCCCCGCAUGAGUCGCCGUCAGGACGAUAUGCACAGUGAGUACGCUUUCGGGCAGCGAGGUCGGCCGCACGACCACACCAUAUAUGGCGGAGGAAUGGCCGGCAGCGAGCGAGAGGCGCCUGCCAGAGGACGUGGUGGGCGUUAUCAUGACGACGACCGAUUCAUCCCGCCCGCACUUGGACCCUUCGAUGAGCGUCGCCGUGAGACCGACGUCCGCAGCGAGCGGCACUUCGGACGUUCUGGUCGAUCACCGGAGCGCCGCAGUGGUCCCACGGCCAGCCGAGGGCGAUACCUUGAUGCAGAGAGGGCUGAGAGUGCCCGUGAGGUGCCGCGGGAAGGGCUCAUGCACGAUGAGCGUCGCCGCAGCAGCAGAGUGAGCGACUACCACGACCCUGGCCGCAACGGCGAUGGCAGCGCCGCCCCCACCCCCCAAACGGUUAUCGGCCCACGCUCGCCCGCUUCGUCCCCUCCGGCAUCGCAGCAUUCCUCCCGCAUCCCAGCAGACCUCGACCAAGACAAAUUCACCACGGGGCGGGGAAUGGAGGGCUACAUCACCAGGCGGGAAGGCGAGAGCUCCGGUGAGCCAUACCAUGAGCUCAACGCCUGGGGGCGGUCGGCGGCUGACGUGCCCGCUGGGUAUGGCGGUCAGCAGGAGCGUCAUGGGACGGAGGCGUCGCUGUAUCGGGCGGGAGAGGACGGCCAGGCGGGCGUUGCGGAGGUCACUGGCACUGAUUCGCGCAGCUACGACAGGUCGACCAUCCUCCGCUUCCGGCAACCUACUGGUGAGGCCCACACAUACACACACAGAGCGCAACGGAGAAAGACGCGCAAACACCCAUUCUCUCUGUCUGUCGUGUGUGCGGUGGGGUGCAGACGUGCCAGAGGAGCUGGCCACCAUGAAGACGCCCAAGCUGACCCAGAAGGACAAGCGGGACCUCGCGCGCUCCAAACCGUGGGGCGACCCGAAGGAGUGGGCUGCUCGCCGCGGGGACAUCUCCCCCGAUUCAUCCAUGAGCUCACCCUCCUACCGUCAAGCCACAUCAGCAGCAGAGUCCGAGGAGCCGCCGCUCUCAUGCGAUGCGGCCCGCAAGACUGGCUCGUCUCUCUCGACGUCGAAGAGACCAUCCGGGUGCCGCUGCCACAGCUGCAGGGUGCGUCAGAGGAAGACGCGUCGCAGCCCUCCGCCCCCCAGAACGAUGGCAACAAAAACCAGCGGCAGCAGGACUUCCGCGAGUGGGAGAGGGAGAUGGAGAGGGACAUGGCGAGGUACCCCAGGCUCGAUGAGGAGGCCAAGACGAGGGCCAAUCAAUAGGCAGCAGCACGGCCGCAUGCGUCUCGUGUCCAGUGCGGCCCAGGCCACGCUCAGUCCAGCUCCAGCUCG